Salvia splendens (bonfire salvia) is the source of this 796-nucleotide messenger RNA. RefSeq names its product putative proline-rich receptor-like protein kinase PERK6. The record is from RefSeq and is a predicted model, not a curated record. Lineage: Eukaryota; Viridiplantae; Streptophyta; Magnoliopsida; Lamiales; Lamiaceae. The coding region runs from base 46 to 585 and encodes 179 amino acids. The transcript has 2 exons.
UAGAGAGCUAUAACAAGAAAAAAUUGAGUUUGAAUCAAGAAAAAAAUGAAGGUGAGAAGGGUUUGCAUAUUGGCAGCCCUUUUGGCGUUGUUUGUAGGCAUUAUUGUUGCCCAAGGCGAUAGCAAUGGCAACGGCAAUGGCAAUGGCAAUGGUAACACAGGGCUCAACAAUGGCAACGGCAACGGCAACAGCAACGGUAAUUUGGGAGGUAACAACGGCAACGGACACGGAAACGGCAAUGGUAACUUUGGAGGUAACAAUGGAAACGGAAACGGCAAUGGCAACGGAAACAACAACAAUGAUGGGAAUGAUGGCGAUGACGAGGAAGAAAAUGGGCAGAGACCAACAAGGCCGUCGGCACCUACUCCUGUCCCUUCCGGUAAUUACGAAUCAUUAUCACCAGUGCCAAGUUCUGGGCAGGAAAAAGGUAAGUGCCUUGGCGUGGGAGCAUGUCUACAUAAGACACUGACCUGCCCGUCCGACUGCCCGCAGAGGAAGCCCAAGAAGAACAGGAAGCAAAAGGGCUGCUUUAUCGACUGCAGCAGCAGAUGCCAAGCUACCUGCAAAUGGAGGAAGCCCGACUGAAACGAGAAGGGUUCAAUAUGCUACUACCCGCGCUUUGUGGGAGGGGACGGCGUGGUGUUCUACUUCCAUGGAACAAAGGGAAACAACUUCGUCAUUCUCUCUGACCAAAACCUACACAUCAAUGCACACUUGAUAGGUACGGUCCUUUGUAGAAGAGAAAUAGAAUUUCACAACCUAGAUAGGCUUUGGCUACCCAUCGUGAAAGGUUGCA